Molecule: messenger RNA, 3898 nt
Organism: Glossina fuscipes
Lineage: Eukaryota; Metazoa; Arthropoda; Insecta; Diptera; Glossinidae
Product: SLIT-ROBO Rho GTPase-activating protein 1-like
Exons: 2
Coding region: 326-3100 (924 amino acids)
Biological process (GO): negative regulation of cell migration; signal transduction
Cellular component (GO): cytoplasm
Molecular function (GO): protein binding
Source: RefSeq, a predicted model, not a curated record
UCGAAGAACAAGAGAAGUUAUUUUUUCGAUUGGAUUAUAUCAAUCUUUCCUGCUCAGUAGGCUUGUCUGGUUUUUCUAAUAUUUGAUAUAUACAUAUAUAUGUAUAUGUAUAUAUAUAUAUAUAUAUAUAUAUAAAUAAUCUUCGAAAGAUAUCUUUCAUUGCUCCAUAAGAUAUUAAGAGAAAAUAUUGUGUAUAAAUUGUUCAAGGGUAAUGAUAAAAUCUAUUCCAUUCAAUUAAUAUUUACACCACCAUCAUCACAUCAAAUACGCACAAGAGCACAUUUGUGUGCAUAAAAAGUGGAUAGUAAAUGACAUAGAGUCACAAAUGAAGAUGGACGAGAAUGAUCAAGAUGUAAAAAGUCCAAUGAAGCGAGUUGGCUCCACGAGAAAGGUUUUUCUCUUCAAUAAUAUACGACAACAAUUAAACGAACAUCUGCGAUGUCUAGACGUUCGAGUAGAAUCGCAGGUAUGUUUGAUACAGGAGCUGCAAGAUUUAUUCCGGCGACGAGGUGAAUUGGAAAUGGAAUAUAGUAAGAACUUGGAUAAGUUGGUACGCAGUUUACAUGCCAGACAUAAGGAGCAAAAACAAAAAAGAGAACAGUGGCAUAUUUUUUCAGCUUUCGCCUGUUGGUCACACUUAUUAGAUCAGACACAAUCACUGAGCAAGGAUCACGCCACAUUGUCCGAAAUGUAUUCUAUAAACAUGGUGUCGUCGCUGCAAAGUAUCAUCGAAGAUGUACAACGUAUUUACAAGAAGUGUAGGGCCAUAGGUUAUGAUAUUCAUGAAGAAAUAUUACGGGUUUUGGAGGAAUUAUAUGCAACGAUGAAAACCUAUCAGAAGUACGAGACGGAGUGGAAAGCUGUUGAAGUGAAAUUAAUCACAGCGGAAGCACAGCAGUUAAAAUUAGAACAAACUAUACAGAAAGAAAAAUUGCAUAGCAGCAAAAAGUAUAGAAUGAUAGAAAAAGAAGUUUUAAAAAGACGCACAAAAUACACCGAUGCUCGUAUGAAGGCAUUAAAAGCAAAAAGCGAGUACCAAUUAUGCUUAGAAUCGUCUAAUACCACCAUUCACAAAUAUUUUACGGAUGACUUAAGCGAUUUGAUUGAUUGUAUGGACCUAGGUUUUAGUUCUAUGAUAUCUCGAUGCUUAAUUAUGCACGUUACUGCCGACCAAGGCAGAGCACAAUCCAUUCUAAGCCAAGCAGACAGUUUGGCUCAUGUUGUACAUCUUAUUGAUAGCCAACAAGACAAGCAGAAAUUCCUGGAACAAUAUCAUGCUGCAUUCAUGAUACCCAAGCGUUUUGAGUUCCAAGGCCAAUUCAAUGAUGAUGCUUUGGAACAAAAUGUUCAGAAGGAAUUGUUUGUAGAUAUGGAGAACAGGCUGCACUUAAUUAGUAAACGUUUAUCAGCACUGCGCACCGAGUCUGAUGAGAUUUGGAAAACUUUAGAAGUGGCUGAGGUUAAACUGUUAGAACAUUUUAACAAUAAAGACUGUGAUGUAAGCCUUGCGUUCAUUGAGCAUAAAAAAAGCAUUUUGCAAAAGAAUGCUGCCGCAAUAGCUGCAAAUCCCAAACUUAAAGCUGAAAAAGAGGAGGUUGAAGACUUUUACAUUAGUAAAAUACGUGAAUACAUUCGUGGUACGUCGCGGAUAGCGCGCUUGGACGCAAAGGCCAAAUAUUUAAGGGAAAUGUUAACGCACAAUAAUGCCACUUUUAUGCGGGAAAUUCUUGAGCAUCCAAUUAAUAACAAGCGUAAAAGAAUUGGUCGCAAAAAUCUAACCGGACGUCCCAAAUUAUUUGGAGGCUCUUUAGAAGAGUAUUUGGAAUCAACUGGGGAAGAGAUACCGUUAAUAUUAAGAAGCUGUAUACGCGUUAUAAAUCUAUAUGGUCUACAUCAUCAAGGAAUAUUCCGAGUGUCGGGAUCUCAAGUUGAAAUAAGUAACUUUAAGGAGGCCUUUGAGCGUGGAGAAGAUCCUAUGGCAGAUACUACAGAUGCUUCUGAUAUUAAUUCCGUAGCUGGCGUAUUAAAACUUUAUUUGCGUGAACUUAGAGUGCCAUUGUUUCCGAAAUUUUAUUUUGAAAGCUUCAUAUCUAUAGCCGAGACGCCCACGAAAGUUGACAUGGUGAGAGGUAUACGCCAAUUCUUACAGAAUUUACCUAACUGCGUAGUAAUUGUCAUACGUUAUUUGUUCGCUUUCCUUAAUCAUUUGUCCGAGUAUGCUGAUGAAAAUAUGAUGGAUGCCUACAAUUUAGCCAUCUGCUUUGGCCCUACGUUAAUGCCAGCCCCAGAAGAUAAAGACCAGGUGCAGUGCCAAAAUCAGAUCAACGAACUUAUCAAAAAUAUGAUUAUCUACCACGAUGAGUUGUUUCCUAAGGAAUUAGGUGGGCUCGAGUACGAAAAAUAUAUAUCCCAUCACACUUUAGAUAUGGACGUAGGCGAUUCACCAUCAGAAGUUUUAACAGAAGAUCCAGAAUCGGACGCUUAUCCAUCUGAAGAUGAAUCUGAAAUUCUUGAGGCCAUGGCACAAUUCGAUUUUAAUGCUCGUUCUAAUCGGGAAUUAUCGCUAACAAAGGGAGAUUGCAUUAUUCUGCGUAAACAGGUGUCAAAUGAUUGGUGGCAGGGAUCAAUUAAUGGCAAAGAAGGUCUUGUCCCGGACAAAUACAUAUCGCUUAAGCUUAAAGACGAAGUGAGAUCAACAAAAAAUACAAUGUCCUUGGAACAAUUGUAUUUAGAGAACACUUGCUCCACUUCGUCAUCAUCUAUGUUAGACAAUAAAGAUUUGGCAAAGUACGUCAAUGAUGUUUAUUUUGCCACCUUCUCAUCAGGUGGUGGAAUUAAUAGUAGUGUUAUCAACGGUAAUAGCAUAACUGGUGGUAAUGGUGGUGUUGCUGGUGAAACAACAAUGACCAUAGACGAAUCUCAUGUACUACUAAAUCAUCAUUCAUCUUCCAAUGCAACUGCUACUGCAACUAAUACCAAUAAAUCGACGCAUUUGCAAAAAGUUAAACAAUAUCACGACGAACCACAUUCCUUUGAGAGUGCAAUUGAAUUCCAAAAUGCUUAUGACGAGCAGACUGAAAAAUUCGAGACUACCGUAUAAAACAUAACAUGCAAAAGCAAUACUCUCUUGACGAAAAAAAAAAUAUCAACCAAUGCAAAAAGUCAUUGAUUUUUAUCUUCCUUUUUUUUUUUUUUUUCGUGCAAAGCGGAAAAUCACUACCAUUGAAAUAGAGAGAGAUAAAUGUUGCAGGAAUAUUAUUUAUUUCGUGAAUCCUCGAAUUAUUACUCAGUCGCCUGCGUUAGGAUCGUUACUAUAGUAGUCAAAAUUUCAAUUCGAUUAGGUAUAAAUGAAAGCAAAAGUACUGCUAUAAUUAAGAAAUUAUAUGAAUGAAUGUUCGCUUAUGUAAAAUUACAAAGAUUUUUAUGCAGAUACAAUUCUUAGCCUUUAGCAAAUAAUCUGCAGAAAAUUUCCUUUCAUAAGGAAAAUGCGUAAAUGGCUAUUUAUAUGUUUUUAUUUUAUUUUGCUUUUCUUUCGCGCUCGACUUAUGUUAAGUAACAUAUCAUUACCAUGAUACAUGUUUAUUGUUUCAAUUGGCUUGUCUGAUAAAAAUAACUUGUAUAGAUCUUUUUUUUAUUUUUUUUUUUUUAAAUUCAUUAAAUGUAGUAACGACUCACUAUCACUUUUGUUUUAUAACUUAUUCAUGCGCUUUCCGGAUAUGUUUAAAUAUAAUCUGAAUUGCUAUAGGAGUCUUUUUAGAAUCUUCUGUUUUUUUCACUGACAGUAAUUCGGACCCAUUCAUAGAGAAGAAGGAUUUUUUUUUUCUUGUAAAUAAUAGUCUUAGAAAUUGAUAGGUGCAGAAGUGUAUGUAUAUAUAAAGUCUACCCUCCCCCCCCUCAA